UCAAAUACAACAACGAACAACCACUCCCUCGCUCUAAACCCUUGUCGUCACUGCUCGUUUCACUACUAAACCUCAAUCCUCCGGCGGCGGCGUUGUUUUCCAUUCAGAAAUGAAAGAGAAGAAAUUGAUAGCCUUAGGGUUCGAGGGUUCCGCCAACAAAAUCGGCGUAGGAGUAGUAGCACUCGAUGGCACAAUCCUCUCAAAUCCACGGCACACUUACAUUACGCCGCCGGGCCACGGUUUUCUCCCGCGUGAAACCGCGCAGCACCACCACCAACACGUGCUACCCUUAAUAAAAUCCGCCCUAGAAACCGCCGGAGUAACUCCGGACGAAAUAGACUGUCUCUGCUAUACGAAAGGCCCCGGCAUGGGUGCGCCGCUGCAGGUUGCGGCGGUGGUAGUGCGCGUGUUAUCUCAGCUGUGGAAGAAACCUAUCGUUGGGGUAAACCAUUGUGUGGCCCAUAUUGAAAUGGGUCGGAUUGUAACCGGGGCUGAUGAUCCGGUUGUGUUGUAUGUGAGUGGGGGAAAUACUCAGGUUAUUGCGUAUAGUGAGGGAAGGUAUAGGAUUUUCGGGGAGACGAUUGAUAUUGCUGUGGGGAAUUGCUUGGAUAGGUUUGCUAGGGUUCUUACUCUGUCCAAUGAUCCUAGCCCUGGGUACAACAUUGAACAGGUUAGUUUAGCUACUUUGUAGUAGAAAGUAUUUUUU
Messenger RNA from Nicotiana tabacum (common tobacco), 706 nucleotides. Lineage: Eukaryota; Viridiplantae; Streptophyta; Magnoliopsida; Solanales; Solanaceae. The record is from RefSeq and is a predicted model, not a curated record.